Stegostoma tigrinum is the source of this 4286-nucleotide messenger RNA. It is a transcript of the gene eif2d, whose product is annotated as eukaryotic translation initiation factor 2D. The record is from RefSeq and is a predicted model, not a curated record. Gene Ontology annotation, biological process: formation of translation preinitiation complex; translational initiation. Bases 1409 to 3094 code for a protein of 561 amino acids. Lineage: Eukaryota; Metazoa; Chordata; Chondrichthyes; Orectolobiformes; Stegostomatidae. Gene Ontology annotation, molecular function: translation initiation factor activity. The transcript has 15 exons.
GGAGGAGCUCAAUGUGGUGAAAAUGUAUUUGCAUAAAGGAGACGUGGUGACUGCCUAUGUUUUGAGUAAGAGCCCCAUCUUCUUUGAAAUGAACAAGAGACUUUAUCCAACAGACAUUGGCCCAGAUGUUCUGAUAACCAGAUAGUCAUUGGAGAAGGAGAGACUGGAGUUGCUGUCAGAACAACACACAAACCAGACAUAGCAGACUGUCUGGGAAUUGCCCAAGAAAUUGAAGAUUCUCAUGAGCAUUUCCCGUGCAUCCAGAAAUCUCCUAAAGAACCCAAUGAAAAUCAAUUGCCAACAAGAAAUUGUUAAAUGAAGUUUCAUAGGACUAUGGAACACUUUUGUGUAACCGAUUAACCAAACAGGAAUAAAACGAAGAACUGUGGAUUCUGAAAAUCUGAAACAAAAACAGAAGUUGAUGCAGAAGUUCAACAGGACUGGCAACAUCUAUGGAGAUUGAGGAGACUUAACUUUUUGAGUCCAGUAACCCUUCAAGAUUGGCAUAUCUGGAAGAGCUGUGACAGUGAAUUAAACACUAAAACAAAACAAAGUGCUGGGGAUGCUGAAGAUCUGAAACAAAAACAGAAAUUUGGCCAGAAUGGCAGCAUCUGUGGGGAGAAAGCAGAGUUGAUCUUUUGAGUCCAGUGACCCUUCAAGGGUAUGCCUACACUUUGAAGAAGUUCUCUUCCCCUGUCUAGCGGGAUUUCCUUUCUAGCCUUUCUUCUCCUUUGCCAUCAUUGCUUUUGUUCUUGCUGCAAGUGUCUGACAAGAGUAUUUGUGAAAACUUGUUCCAGCCUCAUCUCAUUCCUCAGUGACUGCCUCUUGCUCAGACUCACCCUACUUGGCUUCCAACUGAAGUUUCAUUUCUCGUGUCUUGAAUCCACCCAGGAUCACAGCUAUCUAUGUGAUGUACAAAACCUAUCAGCCAGCUGUUCCGGCUGCAUGCUGAGAUCCAAAAUCAGUGCCAACAGCCACUGGAUGUACAGACUUAACCUCUACAUCUUUUCUUAAUUCACUUAGACGUGGGUGUCACUGGUUGACCAGCAUUUAUUGCCCAUAAAAACCAAAAGAACUCCGGUGACCCGAAGAAGGAUCACCGGACCCAAAACUUUAACUCUGUUUUCUCCUCCACAGCUGCUGCCAGACCUGCUGAGCUUUUCCAGCAACUAGUUUUGUUCGUCACUUGUUGCCUAUACCUAGUUGCUUCUGUAAAGGUAGCGGUGAGAUGCCGCCUUGAACAGCUGCAGUCCUGUGCUCUGGUUAACCCGCAAUGUCCUUGGGGAGGAAUUCCAGGAUUUUGACCCAGAAACAGUGAAGAAAAGGUGAUAUUCAGGAUGACGAGUGGCUUGAAAGGGUACUUGCAGGUGGCAGUAUUUCCAAGUAUCUGCUGCUCUUGUCUUUCAAGAUGGAGGUGGUCGUGGGUCUGAAAGGUGCUGUGAAAGGAUCUUUUGUGUAUACCCUGUGGUCCUGCCCAGAUCUCCUGGCUGCUUUCACAACAUGGCCUGUUGUACUGACAAAACUCGCUGGAGGAGCAGAUCUUAUGUUACCUGGAGUGGUUGUGCCAUCUUCUGGCCUUCCUGAGCUACAGCAGGGAGAUCUUUGUGCCAUUAACCUUGUUGAAAACAGAGCUCCAGUGGCGAUAGGCUUAGUCACUAUGCCAACAACCGAUAUGCUUGCAACUGGUAUGAAGGGAAAGGGUGUCACAAUUCUCCAUACAUAUCUGGAUUUAUUGUGGGCAUUUGGAGAAAAAACUAGCCCACCUGUGAUUCCUCACAUGUACCAUGACCCUGGGCCAAUUAGAGAUCAGUUGGAGGAGGAGGAGGAGGAAGAAGGAGAAGGGGAAAAGAAGGAAGAAGUGGCUGCUGAUGCAGAUGGUAUUGGGAAUGUGACUGCAGAUCUGGACAGUUUGGAGGAGGAUACACCUGACUUGCGUAGUCUUUGUCUGAACUUGGAAACUGAAUCAGAACACACAUCUUCAGCAACUGUUCGAGUGAGUGACCGAGAGACUUAUGACGGCGAGAUUGUUGAUCUGAAAGAAGUAGCAGAAGACAUUGAAAACCACCAGCACCUUGAGAAUGAUCAAAACGCUACAAAAAUCAUUGGGACUGUACAAGAGCAAAUGGAUGAGCUCCUUCUCCAGUGUUUCCUUCAUGCUUUGAAGUUUAAAGUGAAGAAAGCAGAUCUGCCUUUGCUCACAAGUACAUUUCUCAAGGUUCAUGUAUAUCCCUGUUGCCCCGAAGGCCAACAAUUAGAUAUCAAAAAAUCAAGCUAUAAAAAGCUCUCCAAGUUUCUACAGACCAUGCAGCAACGACAGAUAAUUCAGGUGAAGGAACUCUCAAAAGGAGUUGAAAGCAUUACUGGUGUGAACUGGAAACACACAGACCUGCAAUCUUUUAAAGCUCCUGCAACAGCCACUAGUGAAGAGAUGGAGAAGAUUGACAGAGGGAGUGACACACCCUACCAACCACCUGAAAUCAAGUCCUUUUACAGAGUUUCCAGUAAAUUAAUUCCCCUGUUUGAGCAUGCGGAUCUCAAAAAAGAUGCUGUGCUUUCAAAUGCAGAUGUUAGAAGUAUCAUCACAAAUUAUGUGAAGUCCAAUGAACUGAUAGAUGACUAUAAUAAAAAUUAUGUCACCAUUAAUCCUACUCUUUGUGAUUGCAUAUUGGAAAAAUCUGAGUACCAUAAUGUAACUAAACUUACAUGGGAUGAUCUCUUUUCCAGGUGCCUCAGGAGCCUGCAGGAAUGUCAUGAAGUGACUUUUCCUGGACAAAAGCCAGUUGUUCGAAAGGGUCAAAUUAAACCCAUUGACAUUGAUGUAGCACAGCGUGCAUCAAAUAAAAAGGUAACUAUUAUUACAAACCUUGAAGCAUUUGGUUUAGACCCUCAAAUCUUGGGAAAUGCCCUUCAGCAAAAAGCUCAGGCCAGUGUAACUGUAAGUCCAGUCCCUGGUACAAAAGGCAAGAUGGCACUUCAGGUUCAAGGCAACCAGGUUAAUCAUGUUGCCAAGCUCCUAACAGAGGAAUACGGGAUCACUCCAAAGUAUAUUAGGGGCUUGGAAAAAGCUCCAAAAUCUGGCAAGAAGAAGCGAUAACAUAGUUUCUAAUAAGAAUGAAUGCAGUCACAGCAAUAAAAUCACAGACAUGACCUGUUCUUGUCAGUUUGUUGUUUAAUUUGCGAUAUCAGAUUUUCUAUCACUGCAGCACAUGGCAUCUCACAUUGAGUUCUUCUAAAACUGUGCCAAAAUGAAAUGCACAUAAAUGUGAAUACUCAGAGACUAAAGCCUGACGUCCAUCUAAUUUACGUUGGAAUGACUCUACAUAGGACUUUGCUCGUCCUGGGAACAUCCAAAGAAGACCAGAAAUCAUCUAUUACCCAAACUUACUGGAUCAACAAUAGGGUGUUGCUGCCUCGACACUGGAUCUCAGCAUUUACCCUGUCACAUUCUGCAGCAAAGUACUGUGUUCUUGUCUGGCAAAGAGGAUCUUGCCCACAUGUGGUUGAAAAUUGAAUUCACCAAUGCACAUCAUAACCAGAACUUUCCCCUUAUCCCAUCUGCCCAAUUUCCUGUCUUCACAGUCAUCUCUUCCUUGUUCAUCCUGUAACUGUCCAUGUUGCACCCUACUUAUCUUCAGCUGGCUUCCGACAUUCAGUCUCAAUGCUCUGCAUGGAGUAACUUGCCUGAGCAUGAUAUACCAGCAGACAUAUUUUUGGCCAGGAGUGAAACAGAGGAAGUCAUUAACAAGUUCUUUGUGACAAACCUCAUCUAUCAAGUUUCAGGCUUUCAAAUCCGGUCCCCUGAGAAGGCCAACUGUAUCACUGGGGCAUCGGUGUGAAUUCCUUAUGCACUGUUGAUAGACACAAAUAUGAUCAUAGAUUACUUAUACAGACUAAGUGAACAACUAAUGAGCUUAAGCUCAGAAGUGAUUCUGUCACUUUUGGGAAUUUACUUUUGCAAACUGAAAUAAUAACUAAAAGUACCUAACAGGUUGCUAUAUAUUUUUAUGUUAAACUAUUUUCUGAAGAAGCAACUGUUAUUCCUACCUGGAAACUAUAUGUAAACUCAGUGUGUAGGUAAUCAAUCACAGGAAGUAAUUUGAGUUAGCUUCUGGAAAAAUUAAUCACUCUGGAAGGCCCGAAGCAUCAUUGUAGUGUAUCUGAGUUAUCCCAGUGCCCAACCAGCACAUGGCAAUGUAACAUAUUGUGAGGAGGACUUAAGAACCAAUUCAGUGUGAUAAGAUGAUGUAAAAAUGUGAUGACUUGUAAUAAAAAUUGCAAGAACGAAA